This is a messenger RNA of Tetrapisispora phaffii CBS 4417, 1197 nucleotides long. Its product is annotated as CDC50/LEM3 family protein. Gene Ontology annotation, cellular component: endoplasmic reticulum; Golgi apparatus; plasma membrane. NCBI's taxonomy places the organism in Eukaryota, Fungi, Ascomycota, Saccharomycetes, Saccharomycetales, Saccharomycetaceae. The record is from RefSeq and is a predicted model, not a curated record. The transcript has a single exon. Bases 1 to 1197 code for a protein of 398 amino acids.
AUGAAUAUCACGUCAAAAUUUAAGACAUUGAUUCCAUUUAUAAGUGAGGAUUCAGAAUUUGAAGAAUCAGCAGUCAAAUCUAACAGGCCACCAAAUACAGCAUUCAGACAACAGAGGCUUAAAUCAUGGCAACCAAUCCUUAAUCCAAGAACUGUACUUCCCUUAUUGAUAAUGAUCGCUUGUAUAUUUACUCCUGCGGGCGUCGGUUUGAUUAUUAGUCCAUUAAGCGUUCAAGAUGUAACAAUAAAUUACACAGAUUGCUCUAGUUUGGCUACUACUAGUAAUUUUACUGAAAUUCCACAUAAAUUAGCAAAUUAUCACUUUAAAAGCAGGGUAGAGUCAAGACCAUUAUGGAAGUUAGGUGAGUCUUCCGAUGGGGACGUUAUAUGUCAGAUAAAAUUCGAAGUCCCUAAUAAUAUUGAUAAGUCUAUAUAUGUCUAUUAUAAAUUGACUAACUUCCACCAAAAUCACCGUAGAUAUGUGGAUUCUAGAGAUUGGAAUCAACUUAAAGGUCAUGCUGUAAAACUGGAUGAUAUAGUUAAUAGUUGUAAACCACUAAGAGAAAGAGACGAAAAAAUUGUUUACCCAUGUGGUCUAAUUGCUAAUUCUAUGUUUAAUGAUACUUUCUCUACUACUCUUCAAAAUGAAGAUGGUGAGGCGAAUUCAUAUAAUUUAACAAACAAGAAGAUAGCAUGGAAAACAGAUCGUAAAAGGUACAAGAAGACUAAAUACAACGCCACUGAGAUUGCUCCUCCUCCUAAUUGGAUAAAGAAAUUUCCAGAUGGCUAUACUGAUGACAAUAUCCCAGAUUUAAGUACUUGGGAAGAAUUACAAGUUUGGAUGAGGACUGCAGGUCAACCUGACUUUUAUAAAUUAGCUCUAAAAAAUGAACAAGAUGAAUUGUAUCAAGGCACAUAUAUAAUGGAAAUUACUGAUAAUUACCCGAUUAAGUCUUAUGGAGGAACUAAGUCAUUUGUUUUAACUACAAUCACAGAAACUGGUGGUAGGAAUAUAUCAUUAGGUGUUGUAUUCAUCAUAGUUGCAGGUAUAUCAAUAAUAGUGGCAUUUAUUUUUGUAAUCAAACUAUUUUUACAACCAAGAGCAAUGGGAGACCAAGCUUACUUAAAUUUUGCUGAUGAAGAUGAGCUUAAGAAUAAUUCAGAUGUCUUUGAUCCAGAAAUGAGAGAAAUAUUAUGA